CUCGGAAGACCUAUACAUUGCUGAAUCUGAAAGAGCCGGAUAGGAUUAUUAUAUUUUAGCCAAAAUGACGACCGCUCCGUAUAAUUACUCCUACAUUUUCAAAUACAUUAUUAUUGGUGACAUGGGAGUCGGAAAGUCAUGCUUGCUUCAUCAGUUCACAGAAAAGAAAUUCAUGGCGGACUGCCCUCACACAAUUGGCGUUGAGUUUGGCACACGGAUAAUCGAGGUGAGCGGACAGAAAGUCAAGCUUCAGAUCUGGGACACGGCAGGGCAGGAGCGGUUCCGAGCUGUCACGCGUAGCUAUUACAGGGGGGCUGCGGGGGCCCUCAUGGUCUAUGACAUCACCAGGAGAAGCACAUACAACCAUCUCAGUAGCUGGCUAACUGAUGCCAGGAACCUCACCAAUCCCAAUACUGUGAUCAUUCUCAUCGGUAACAAAGCAGACCUGGAAGCCCAGCGAGACGUUACGUACGAAGAAGCCAAGCAGUUUGCCGAGGAAAACGGUCUGUUAUUCCUGGAGGCAAGUGCAAAAACGGGCGAGAAUGUUGAGGAUGCAUUCCUGGAGGCCGCCAAAAAGAUCUACCAGAACAUCCAGGACGGCAGUCUGGACCUGAACGCCGCCGAGUCGGGCGUUCAGCACAAGCCCACGGCGCCCCAGGGCGGUCGCCUCACCGGAGACGCUCAGCCUCAGAAAGAAGGCUGCAGCUGUUAAUGACCAUGAACACUUCUCUUCUUCUCCAAACUCCC
Molecule: messenger RNA, 747 nt
Organism: Chanos chanos (milkfish)
Lineage: Eukaryota; Metazoa; Chordata; Actinopteri; Gonorynchiformes; Chanidae
Gene: rab14
Product: RAB14, member RAS oncogene family
Exons: 8
Coding region: 65-712 (215 amino acids)
Biological process (GO): Golgi to endosome transport; phagosome maturation; endocytic recycling
Cellular component (GO): phagocytic vesicle; trans-Golgi network; recycling endosome
Molecular function (GO): GTP binding; GTPase activity
Source: RefSeq, a predicted model, not a curated record